Molecule: messenger RNA, 2574 nt
Organism: Cyprinodon tularosa
Lineage: Eukaryota; Metazoa; Chordata; Actinopteri; Cyprinodontiformes; Cyprinodontidae
Exons: 5
Coding region: 562-2574 (670 amino acids)
Source: RefSeq, a predicted model, not a curated record
AUGCAAUGAUUUAUAAAAAUGUAUCAUUCAUUCAAAUGAGAUGGUGACCCACCAUAUAAUUAAAUAAGCUAAAGAAUUACAAAUCAUUUAUCAUAUCACACCCACAUGUUAUUUGAUUACCUCCAUUGUCUUUAUAUGUAUUUUGUCAAGAAGACAUAUGUGGGUAAUGGUGGUAAAAAUAUAUUUUUCUGCUUCAGGAAACUUCAAAGCAACGGCAGCAGUCUCGAAACCAGACCAAGCUGGUGAUUGCAGCACCCCUGUCACUCCUACAUCAGCUUCUUCGAAGCGUCCUGCACCAGUACCUCCAGAGUUGCUUGCUCUCAAAAUACCAUUAAGCAAGACCACACCACCCUUAAGACCAGAGCCUGUUUUGGGUCUCAGGAUUGUUGUGCUGCAUUCAGGAUCCCAAACCCUGAACCACAUGAACACCUGCUGUGGGACUCCUGGAAGACAACAGAUGCUGCAGUAGCUGAGGCAACUUCUGGAAGCCUCACCAACAGCUGUGCUUCUAGAAGGAAGUACAACAGUGAAAUUAGCAUCAAGCUGGACUUGUUUCACUGUAUGCGGCGUUUCUCCAGAGAGUGCACUUCAGAACAUCAUCCGCUGUACAGCACAUUCUGCAAAUUCCUGUCAGCAGCGUUCUGUGUAGUUGACCAGGCAGACCUGCAGAGGCUGCGGCAGGCCUACAUUUUCUGUGGGAUCGAGCCACCAAACCCAACAAAGCAGCACAUUAGAGACCACUGCCGCAACAAGAUCCCAGGUCCUGCAGAGUUGGUGGAGAGAGUGGAAAGUGUUCUGCAGAGAUUUUACUCAGAACGUGAUCCUGAUGGGGUGCCGCUUUUCAAACCCUCCAUGCUGAAAGUGUGGAGAAUUCAAAGGGUUCACAUCCUCCGUGGCUGUUUGAGUGACCCAGAGGUUGGAGAAGGAGUCCUCUACAGACACGGAGGAACCAUACAGUUGAACCACGUUAAGGGGGAGAAAGCGGCAGUACCUGUGUGGAUCCCUGUGAGGGGAACUUCUCAGCAGGAGGGCUUUCAUUUCCACCAGGCCAGGUGGGUCACUGGGACGCAGGUGUCCACUGAGCUCUUCCAGGCACAGGGGAUGAUGGGAAUUGCUCGGUGGAAUUUUCAGCGCCUUGUGGACCUGAAACAGCCGGAUUUGAAGCUCCCUGCAGUUUUUGACCCUGUUCUGGUGUCAGACCUGAACAGACUCGCUCAGGAAAUUAUAGGCCAAACCAAAUAUCCAGCUUUACACAUUUCCAACAGUGAUACAGGAGAAAGGUUUGGUCUGCAGUACCUGGAGCCAGGCUGUCGCCCUGUCCCCCUGAACUGGGACAAAAAUAAGUCCCAGAAAGUACCCCCAGCUGAGGAUGAAGCUUUUCAUUACAAGGAACCAAAAACUGAAUGUGAGAUUUUCAUCGAUCCACUUGAAGAAGUGAGGGAGGAGCUCUUCGUUCAGGGGGGCACUGCUGCUGUGGCUACAUUAGGCUCACAAGGUGGGGUCCAGCAAAGCCCCAAAAAGACACCAGUGACACCUCUGCUUCCUGCUGCCUCUCCUCGAGCUGCCCGCAAAGGUCCCAUCAAAGCAGGUGGUCUGAUCUUUGUGCUGGACCACUCCCGGUGGACACAGCCCAUGAGGGAUAAGAUUGACCAGCUUCUACAAAAGCACCAUGGGCAGAAAGACUGCCUCGUUAAGGUGGAUGCUGAAUAUGCUGUUUGUGUUCAGGCUUCCCAGAAAGACCCAAACAGCCUUUUGCACCCGACCACCAAACACCAUAUUUCGCGUUACGUGAAGCAUCUAGCCAAGAUGAAAAACACAAAAUCAUCUUUAAACAUCAGCCCAGAGAAGCUUCUAGAGACGCAACAGCUGUGGCAUCAUCUAACAGAAGGUAGUGAGACUGUUAGUGUUCCAGUAGUCACUAUUCCACCUGCAACUGUGAACCCCCCUACCAUUAAGCUCCAGGAUGCUCCACUAACGAAAGCACAAAUUGAGCAAAUGGUGAAGGAGAUUGUGCAACAGCAACAGCAGCAGAAAGAUCAGCAGCCCAUGAAGAAGAGAACUAGGAACUGUCUAGCAUGUGGCCAGCCAAAGUCCCGUUUUCAGGGUGACGGCUCCUCUGUUCAUUUCUUCUAUCAGUCUGCAGAGGUAAAGUAUUUUUACUGCUCACAAAAGGUUUACCAGACCUAUGUGGCAGAGGGCCUGUCUGACCCUCGAAUGUCAUUUUCUGACUUUGCGGACACACCAUUUUUCGCUCGAGAGCUGGAGGCUGCAAAACAACGCGCAGCUGAAGUAAGACGGGUGAUGGAGGAACGGGGAAAAAGGAAGGCCAAGGAGGAGCAGCCUGCUGGGCGUCUGUGCAGGUUCUGCCACAGACCUCUCAAACAAGGCCCAAACAGUUCCCAUGUUCACACUGGGUUCCCUGGUGUGAAUGGGAAGUACAUUUACUGUCCUGCAAAAGUCCUAUCCUUGUACCAGUCCCAGGGAAUGAAAGGGGAAAUGACAUGGGGGGAGUUUUCUCAGUCCUCUUUUUAUGAGGCUGAAAAGGAGAGGUGGGCUGCCGAAAAGGACAAAUAA